Molecule: messenger RNA, 402 nt
Organism: Heterobasidion irregulare TC 32-1
Lineage: Eukaryota; Fungi; Basidiomycota; Agaricomycetes; Russulales; Bondarzewiaceae
Exons: 2
Coding region: 1-402 (133 amino acids)
Biological process (GO): mitochondrial electron transport, cytochrome c to oxygen
Cellular component (GO): mitochondrial inner membrane
Source: RefSeq, a predicted model, not a curated record
AUGAUCUCUUCCCUUCUCCGCGCCCGUCCGGCCACCCUCGCCCUCCGCGCAUCCGUCGCACCCGCUUUCGCUCGCCCCUCUUCGAGCGCACACGGCCAGGAGACAUUCGAGUCCUUCAGCGAGCGCUACGUCAGCUUCUUCCAGUCUGCCCAGGAUCUGUUCGAGGUCCAGCGCGGCCUCAACAACUGCUUCGCGCACGAUCUCGUGCCCUCCCCCGCCGUCGUCGAGUCUGCCCUCCGCGCCGCGAGACGCGUCAACGACUACUCGACCGCCGUCCGAAUCCUCGAGGGCGUCAAAGAGAAGGUGGAGAACAAGCAGCAGUAUGAGUCGUACUUGGAAGAGCUCAAGCCCGUGCGGGAAGAGCUGGGCAUAAACACAAAAGAAGAGCUGUUCACAUCAUAG